Messenger RNA from Hippocampus comes (tiger tail seahorse), 618 nucleotides. RefSeq names its product hyaluronidase PH-20-like. Gene Ontology annotation, cellular component: acrosomal vesicle. NCBI's taxonomy places the organism in Eukaryota, Metazoa, Chordata, Actinopteri, Syngnathiformes, Syngnathidae. The transcript has a single exon. Gene Ontology annotation, biological process: hyaluronan catabolic process; carbohydrate metabolic process. The annotation marks the transcript as partial. Gene Ontology annotation, molecular function: hyalurononglucosaminidase activity. The record is from RefSeq and is a predicted model, not a curated record.
GGGUGUGCAGCUAGACAAUGAAGCAAGCCGUGGCCCGCCUGGUCACGGCGCUGCUGUUCCUGGGCCCGGGAUGCGGCCAGGCUCCGCCGUGGACGUCGCCGCCCAUCCAGCCCGAGCGCCCGUUCCUGUUCACGUGGAACGCGCCCACGGAGUUGUGCCAGAGCCGCUUCGGCCUGCCCCUCGACCUGUCGCAAUUCCACCUGGUGAGCAGCACGCUGCGGACGGCCACCGACCAGCCCAUCAGCAUCUUCUACACCGACCGCUUCGGCAUCGUCCCGUACGUGGACGAGGACACGGGCGACUUUGUGGACGAGGGCCUGCCCCAGCUGGUGGACCUCAGGGAGCACCGGGAGUUGGCCCAGGACGACAUCGAGUUCUACAUCCCCGCCGACCGGCCGGGCCUGGCCGUGCUGGACCUGGAGGAGUGGCGCCCGCAGUGGAUCCGCAACUGGGGCAGCAAGGACAUCUACCGGCAGCUCUCUGUGGAGAGGGUGAAGGCCAGGAACGCCAGCUUGUCGGACGACGAGGCGGAGGAGCGGGCCAAGGUGCUCUUUGAGCGCGCCGCCAAGCGCUACUUCCUGCGCUCGUUGCUCAUCGGGAAGCGCUUGAGGCCCAAAC